Helobdella robusta is the source of this 435-nucleotide messenger RNA. RefSeq lists its product as hypothetical. The transcript has 2 exons. Bases 1 to 435 code for a protein of 144 amino acids. Lineage: Eukaryota; Metazoa; Annelida; Clitellata; Rhynchobdellida; Glossiphoniidae. The record is from RefSeq and is a predicted model, not a curated record.
AUGAAUUAUUCGAAUGAUUUGCUAGAUACAUUGAUGUUAGAUCUUCAAGUAGAAGCGAUAGAUCACUCGGAAGAAUUGGUAGAUCUUCCGGAUAAUUUGUCAGAUCCUUUAAAUGAGGAAAUACGUGCACCGAAUCGCUUCAAGCAGCCAACGCAAGAACUGAAACAGAAGCUACCAAAAACCAGAUUCGUGUAUUCCGAUAAUUUCUUAAAUCUUCCUGAGCUGUCGUUAGAUCUUUGGGUAGAAUUGUUAGAUCACCCGAUAGAAUCGGAAGAUCUUUCGAAUAAUUUUUUAGAUUCUGAAAACGAGUUGCCAGAUGGUGUGAAAAAGAAGAUAAAAAAGAAACGUACGCGAGAAGUUCACAGAGUAGUUUACAAUAAUCAAAAACACCGAGUUUUGUGGAGGUCGAUGGUCGUCAAUGUCCUGAAAGAAUGA